CCAGCUGCCACAACGUCAACGCACUCUUUGCAAUUCUCCUCAACAACCACUUCCUUCCAACGAGAAGACACAAGUUGACAAGAUGAGCGCUAUGUCCUUGGAUGGCGCCAGCGACGACCCCGAUAGGCAUCUAUGGCUGGACGGGACUCCACGAGAGGAAGAUGACUAUCUGUAUAGCCGGGCUCCUCGUUCAAACCUGCCACCGCCCCCAGCCUAUAUGCCGGCUCAAUCUCAAGCUAUUCUCAAUGACCUACCUCCUCCACCGCCUCGAAACUCUUAUCUCGGGCACUCUGCUUUCGGCAAUCAGUCAGUUCCGCAUGCUGGGCCAUCGGGAUCGUCUGGCUCGCUAUGGCCAUCGUCAGCUCAGUUCAAUGCCGCAUCUACUUUUCCGGCGCCUCCUAGGAUUUCAUCAACCACUAACCAGUACGGAUCGGGUCCAACUCUGCACUCGACAAUGCCGCCUGCGUAUCCGAUUGCGUAUGAUAGCAGUGGACAAACGCAUCAUCAACAAUCCACGAUGCACGUGCCACAGCAACCGCAGCCAUUUAAUCCGCCGUCACAGUCAGUGCCGGGCUCAUGGCCUGAGUCUCCAGUUCCAGGCUACACUUCGCUAUCAAACGUCGCUGACAGCAGCCCUUGGGGUAAUCCUGCAGCAGCUUGGGAGAGCAGCACUUCUACAAGCGGUCAUUAUGGAGAUGCCGUGUGGGGACAACUCGAAGAGAGGCCUAGCACUUCAACAACAUCAAGGAGCCGUGACUCGCGUUCGUCUUCGUCUGUAAUUUCUACCUCGGAGGCCGACCUCAGUGAUACGUGGGAUGUCGACAGUCAUCGACGCGGACGCACGCGUGGCCGCAGCAGCAGGAAUGCACGCAACCGUACGCCUGUCGACAGGCACUCAUGGAGUCGCACACACAGCAGCAGGCAUUCCCGAGCACCAUCCUCAUCGAGGGAUUUUGUAAGCGAAGCCAAUAUCAACCCACCAUGGUCACUGGCAUCGUUGUCCUCAGUAUCGACAGUGCGUCCGGCUACCGUGGCAGACGAUAGGUCCAGCUCGUCGAGCGCCGCAAGUGAUGCUACAUGGACGCAGAAUACCAGGCCCGAUAUAUCGCGACCCAGGAGACCAUCACCUUCGAUGGAAGACCUUGUCAAUGCAACUAUUGCUCCCUUCCUUGAUGUCGAUGAUGAUCCUGUGCCACCCCGUCGCGCGGAACCUGAGCGACAAGGUUUCUCAGAGAACAUGAUCAGGGAAGCAAAUGUUAUCAACCGCAGAGCAGAAGAUGAACAGGAGCGCUCGAGCCAGUGGCCGGCAUCUUCAGCUUCGACACAGUCUAUUCGAGAUUACCAACAUUCUACCACCACUCGAUCGAGACAUGGUCAUCCACCCCCUUCCACCGUCUACUACAGCAGCGAGAGAAGCCGGCGUUCUACCCGUGCACCGCCUACUCCACUUACUUCCAAUGCUCUGGAGAACGUGCGAAGAAUUUACAAAACCAAACAACCCUUCUAUCCUUCUGAGAAUGAACCCUCAAUCUUCGAUGUCAUGCGAGGCGACGUUAACCCUUCCACCAUCGCCCCAUCGACGGCACAAAGCUCCAAUCGUCCCCCUUCGCACUCUCAGCGUCACCGCCACCGUGAUCGUAGCAGAGAACGCCGUUCCGACCGCCACACCACCAUCUCCAACCCUCCCUUCGACGAUCAAUUCCAGCCUGAUUCAACACCAAACCGCAGGCAAGGAACUUCCCGAUCAUCCUACGUCGAGUCCAGCUACGGAGCCUCCAGCUUCACGCGCCCACGCUCCCCCUCUCGUUCACCCUCCCGAUCCAGAAGUGACGCAUUUCCACCGUCUUCCUGGCACUCUCGCCCUCGUUCGCGCUCCCGAUCAACACGAGACGUACUCCCAUCGUCGUCCUGGCGCUCUCGCUCGCGUUCGCGCUCACAGUCCCGCUCGCGACGCCACCAUACUAACCGCAGCGCAUCUAACACUGCUGAAUUUCCUGCCACCGCAUCUACAUACUCCUCCAGGAACACAGCUAACAACUCUCGUAGUCGCCCCUACGAAGACGAACAAGAAGAAGAUGAACACCCUUCACGCCACCGUCACCAUCGGCGCUCACGGCCCCGCAACAACGACUACGAUUGGGAGGAACAGCACAUAAGCCUCUCGGGAAACAGCCGCGAGAGAUUAUCUUUCUGGACUCUGCCCGUCUCAGAGACGAAUCCUACGCGUCUCUACACCAGGAUGCGUAGGACCCGCAUCCCGACGCCAGAUUCGGAGCGGCGUUCGAGGGCGCGAGAGAGGCGUCGGGGUGGGGAGGAGCGCGAGGAGCGCAGCCGCCGACGUGGUCGUCGCGGAAAUCAAAUUCGUGGUUGGGAGGAGGAGGGGUCCUGGGGUGAGAGGACGGAGAGGAGAGUUGGGGGGUGGUGA
Periconia digitata is the source of this 2425-nucleotide messenger RNA. Lineage: Eukaryota; Fungi; Ascomycota; Dothideomycetes; Pleosporales; Periconiaceae. The record is from the annotation of a GenBank genome assembly.